Molecule: messenger RNA, 2052 nt
Organism: Drosophila ficusphila
Lineage: Eukaryota; Metazoa; Arthropoda; Insecta; Diptera; Drosophilidae
Gene: emc
Product: protein extra-macrochaetae
Exons: 2
Coding region: 294-896 (200 amino acids)
Biological process (GO): cell differentiation; negative regulation of transcription by RNA polymerase II; circadian regulation of gene expression
Cellular component (GO): cytoplasm; nucleus
Molecular function (GO): protein dimerization activity; transcription regulator activity
Source: RefSeq, a predicted model, not a curated record
CUCAGCGAGAACUACUCAUUCGAAAAUAAAAUUGCCGACCGUUCGCUGCAAAAGAUAUAGCAAUCGCAAACGCAAACGCAGAAAAACACGCUGGAUUAAAGUGUUUCGUUUCCACUUCGACAGAGUGAGAAAAUAAAGUGAAGUGAGCACAGCAAGCCAAAUAACUCGCACAGAAUCCAAAUCAAAGAAAAAGUAAAGAAAGCCAAUAUUUAAGAACCUCGCAAGUAAUCCGGUACGACCGUGUAACAACCGCCAAGAUUCUACUCAAGGAGCGUAAAGCGAUCAUCUCGAAAAUGAAGUCCCUGACGGCCGUUUGCCAGACAGGUGCCUCCGGAAUGCCGGCCUUGAAUGCCAGCGGGCGCAUCUCGCGCCACCCCACGCACCGCGGCGAUGGGGAGAACGCCGAGAUGAAGAUGUACUUGUCCAAGCUCAAGGACCUCGUCCCGUUCAUGCCCAAGAACCGCAAGCUCACAAAGCUGGAGAUCAUCCAGCACGUCAUCGACUACAUAUGCGAUCUGCAGACCGAGCUGGAAACGCAUCCCGAGAUGGGCAACUUUGAUGCGGCGGCCGCUUUGACGGCGGUCAACGGACUGCACGAGGACGAGGACAGCGAGAUGGAGGAUGCGGAUGUGGAGGCGGAAGCGGAAUCGGAUCCGGAUGUCCUCGCCCAGCGCUUGGCCGCCGAAACGCCGGCGAAAGUCUCUAGUCCCGCCGCCCGUCUCCCGCUCACCGAUCGCCAAACGCCCAACACGCUCGUGGCGCCCGCUCAUCAGCAGCAGCAGCAACAUCAACUGCAGCAACAGCAGCAACAGCAACUCCAACAGCAAUCACAGCAGCAACUGCCCAACAGUUUAGCAACGCCAUCGAAUGCGGAGAAAGACAGCAGGCAGUCGUAAGCGUGGAAACGCCCAGCUGGGAAAACCCGUAAAACCUAUGAACUUAUUAACUAAAUGCAUAAUUAAAGUACAGUCAAAACUCCACUCGCAACCUUCGUGUGAAGAUCUCCGCAUAAAAUAACGUGUGAAAACUCUCAAGAAAACUGCAGCCGAGGCGCAUCUCUUCAACUCUCCUUACCCGUGGAUUAUAAUCGGGGAAAUCGGAGACUCGCUUUUGGCUCAAAAGAGUUUAGAUUAAACAUAAAAAUAACACAACAACACAAAAACCUAGCAUUAGAUCAUCGUAAGCAAGUAAACAUUAUGAAUAUUAAUUAAACAUUUAAACUAGGAUGGCGCUUAAGUAUGAAUGGAAGAAAACUUGGCAAAGCUUUAAACAAUUUAAUUUUUCCUUUAACGCUUGAAAUUACACUAAAGCAUAUAUUUUUGUUUUCCUAAUUUUAGUUUUGUUUUGGUUUAAACAACGCAAGAAAAAAUGUUACUAAUGCAAAGCAAACAGAGAUCAGCAAUAAAAUAAAAAAUAUAAAUGCACAGGCAACAAAACUGGAAUUACGUUUAAUUAUCGAAUUCUGUAUUACGAUAGUAUGAUUUCUCUCCAAAAGGUUUUCCUAUUAAUUUUAAUCAAUGAAGAACUUUUCCUAUUAUUGAUUAGCCACAGCCAAUAAUUAACAAGAACAACCAACUCAGCAGCACACACAUUCAAAUUCAUUAAUUUAUAUCGAAAGUACGCUUAGUGUUUAAGAUUUGAGAAAGUUCAUUUCCAGGCACUAAUUUUCGCUUACACACAAAACACACACACCUCAUUUUUAGUUUUUCCGAGUCCCUUGGAUCGUUUUCCUCUUUUUUUAAUCGAAUUAACGUAUAAUGCAUAAUAAUAAUUACCCGAUAUACACUAAAACCUAUAAAUAUACAUUAAUAUAUGUUCUGUGAUCUGUAGCAUACUUUGUACAAAGUGUUUUUAGCAUAAUUGUGCGAUUUUUAAUUAUGAUUUGAUCCGCAAUCGAAACUAAACAUUUUUGUUCUCAUUUCGAUGGUAAAAACUCUAUCAUGAUGUAAAAGAAAACAUUUGAUGAUGCGAAAAAAUAUGUCUAAAAAGAAAAAAAAAAACAACAUUAGCUCUUAAUAAAUUGCAAAAAUUAAAAAAAUAUUAAAAAUCAAA